This is a messenger RNA of Myotis brandtii (Brandt's bat), 1357 nucleotides long. RefSeq names its product spermatogenesis-associated protein 31A3-like. The transcript has a single exon. Bases 50 to 1357 code for a protein of 435 amino acids. Lineage: Eukaryota; Metazoa; Chordata; Mammalia; Chiroptera; Vespertilionidae. The record is from RefSeq and is a predicted model, not a curated record.
AUCACUGGGUGCUGAGCAGGACACCACAACCCCCCAACCCUUCUGGAGCAUGGAGGACGAACAAGAACAACUGCAUAGUCCUCUGCAGCUCUACAGCCAGCUUUUUUGGGGUCUCCCCUCCCUGCACAGCGAAUCCCUGGAGGCUACUGCCUGGACAUCCAAGGGCUCUUCCACAUUACAGCCUCCACCUUUCUUAUUCAAUGGCAUCUCGAGUGCCUGCCCAGUUCAACUGCAGGUUACAAUGCCUCCACUGCUCUCCCAUUCCCAGCACAUGUCUCACUUGGAGUUCCAAUCUCCACCCUUGCUUCCAACCAUGCUUCAAUUACAGCCCCCACCUCUGGCUCAGGUCCAGGCCCGGGGCCAUCUCCCAUCCUCUCUACCAACCCUACCACCUUCUUCUCCACCUCAGAUGAGGGGCUGUGGAGUAUCAUGCCCGACAGCCCAGAAUAAGCCACAAUCUUUAAUCCCAGUUGAGAUUCAACAUCCAGAAAGGCCCUUGUUGCAGAAGCAAGUAGAAAGUGGGUGGGAUUUAUCCUCUGUAGUCAACAGAUCUCAGGAAGUCUUCAGUGUCUUCACAGCCAACCUUCCCAAGAACAGCAUCCUUCCUGAGAAUUUUCCAAUCAGCCCUGAGCCCCGGAAGCAGCUGGAGCAACAUCCCCAAAACUCGCAUAUGCAACACAGCUGGGAGCUGUCCCCCAAGAUCCGAGAACCUCCAGAACUAGGGCAACAUCAGAGCGAAUUACCAGGAACAUGUCAGGCAAAGGACAAGCAUGAGCCCUCACAGCCCUCUUCACUCACAGGUGAAAGCAGCAACGAUGCACAGAACGUGGGGCCUCAGCUAAGCCCCGAUACAGGGAAGGUCCCAGAAGAUCUCUCCAGGGGCUCAGAAAUCUCCUUAGUGACGUUUCAGAGGGGAGACUCUGAGGAGUCAGAAAGUGAUGUGAUGCUUUGGAGAAGGGACUCCAGAAGUGAUUUACUGAGGAACUUAGACAAAAAUCUAGAAAACACGCUAAAAGGCCACUUGGGCAGAAAGUUGGGACAGAUGAGCAAGAACCUGAUGAGUGUGCAUGGACCCUGGCUUCCUGUCAACCACUCUUAUGCCACGGCUGACACUCACAUGGAAACCAAAAAUCUGGGAAUCUUAAAUGGCUGGGAACCCUGCUUGAACGCCUCUCACGGGGCCUUCUUUCUCGAUACAGACAUUCAAAAGGUGCUAGAAGCACAUGUUACAAAGUUCUGGGUGAAGCACUGGUGGGGCCUGCCCCUCAAGGUCCUCAAGCCCAUGGGUCUCCUUAAGUUGAAAAGGGCUCAAGCCUCACCCAUUCUUGGGAUGAUAUUGGUCCAUAAAAUUAUAUAG